Messenger RNA from Bursaphelenchus xylophilus (pine wood nematode), 2106 nucleotides. The record is from the annotation of a GenBank genome assembly. NCBI's taxonomy places the organism in Eukaryota, Metazoa, Nematoda, Chromadorea, Rhabditida, Aphelenchoididae.
AUGAACCGCUACACAGUCGGCUUGCCAUGGUUAAUCUUGUUCACCUUCCUACAGUUGAGUUUUAUUGUCAUCGCUGGAUAUCUGUACUCAACAGUCAAUUUUGACGUUGUUUUUCGAGCUCAGGUAAGGAAACACUUUUUAUUGUUAAAUAUAUUGUUCUUAUACGCAUAAUAUAUAUGUUUUUUGCCUUGCUUAAAAAAUUUCCAGAACUUCGAGAUUGAAUGUGCAUUCGUACUUAUCACAUCGGUCCUACUUUUGUUUAAUUUUCAUCAAGUAUGCGCGUUACGCCGUUUUUCCAUUGGGUUCUGGGAGAAGAGGACUGGAAUUUUGAUCAUCACGCUAUGUAAGCAGUGAACACACAUGGCCCGGGGCAGGGACGGGUUACGGAAAUUUCGAAAAGGGCCAGGCCGGGAUGACUUUUAUUGGAGCCGGGCCAGGAUUACUUUUUUUGGCCACCGGCCCAGGCCGGCUUUUUUUAUGCGGGCCGAGAAAACUUUUACUGGGAUCGGUCCGUGCUGGCUCUUCCUGUGCCGGGCCGGGCUGCUUUUUUCACUUUUCUGGGACAUGGGCGACUUUUUCUGGGCCGACCCGAGCUGAAUUUUUCUAAGACGGAGCCGAUUUUUUUUCUGGGAUUGAGGCCGGCUUCUUCUGGGACCAGUUUCUGUGGUGCCAAGCCGAACUUUUGUGAGGCCAGCCCCACCGGGUCAAUUUUACUAUGGACAUGAAUCUUGCCUUUUUAAUUUUACAUCUUUUCAGCCGGGUUAAUGGCCAUCCUGUUCCUUGUCGUCUUCUUCGCGAGACUUCUACUCUUUCCGACCGACGUAAUCAACACAUUUGCGCUACUUGGAAGCUCCUCAUAUGGGGUGAUUUGGCUGGGUGCAGUCAUGCAAUAUUAUAUGGUAACUGCCGGAUUCUUUCUUUUUGAUGGAAGAAUUUAUUAUAUCUUUCUUUUUUCCAGAUUUACGACUAUGUUGACGCGAUGGUGACCGCUCACAGUGAUGUGGGAAUUCCUUUAAGCAAAGAGGACGCCAGAGAACUUUGUCGCUUGAGAACCUAUGAGUCCAUGUUCAUGAAUGGAAAGUCAAAGCUCAGCCGGUGGAUUGGAGUCAAUUAUUUUGCAGUAAGCCUUUUUGCCAAGUUUUUGUUUACAAGCGAAGUACCCAAAAUGAGAACAACACGAUAAUCUGCGAUAAUCUUUAUCAUGGUGCAGUCUUUCCAUUAAUUUCGAAUUCUCUUGUCUCUAUUUGGAGAUUAAAGGGCAAUAUUUUGUUUAACCUUAUCGCAAUUCUUGAGUUGCAGCUGCAGGGUGCUAAAGAAAAUAUUUUUAUUUUUUGCACUGUGCAAUAUUUUUUUGCGUUUAUUGCACCGUGCAAAAACAAUACUUUUUUUGCGUCAUGACCGCAGCGUGCAAAAAACUACGGAAGCCCUCUGUGGCUAAUUUGUCAGACUUUACAGACUGGGCCUACCAGAAAGUGCGUGGACUUUUCUUCGCACAGUACAUUUUUCGUCCUUUUGCACGUGCAAUUUUGUGAUUUUUUAAUUGCACGGUGCAAAAGGUAAAAUGCACUGUGCGGAAAAUUUAAGAAAAAAGUCUGCGCACUUUAUGCAACGAGUAGUAGAAUAUCAGUCUGUCGGGAAAAUUAUGUGGACUUUUGCCUUAAAAUCGCCCGUCAUCGCUUGCGACGGCUGGCGGCGGUCAGAUAUUUUUUUACGCGAGACAUUUUCAUCCACAUUAUUUUCCCGACAGACUGAUAUUUCCCAAAAAAGUUUAAAAAUUUCUCUUUUCAGCAAGCCGAAUACUACUUCCUAAUGCGAGUGGUCGACGGCCUGGAACGCUCAUAUUAUUCGACAGAUUCCGGGAAACGGGAGCUUGUGGAAAUAUUGGAAGGCAUCAAGCUGCGGCUGAAAGCGUUCAAUCUCUCCGAGAUGGACUGCUACAAAUUUGAGAAACUGGCGAGGAAAUUUCCCCACUUGAUCAGCCCCUCGAGCGACCCGUACUACGAAUACGACCGCAGGGUGAUUGGCAAUGGCUUUUGCACCAACAGCAAGUAUGCGAUAUUUGGAACACAAACCUUUCAGAAUGGAAGAGAUUACACGAUUAUUUGA